Messenger RNA from Daktulosphaira vitifoliae (grape phylloxera), 553 nucleotides. RefSeq names its product protein FMC1 homolog. NCBI's taxonomy places the organism in Eukaryota, Metazoa, Arthropoda, Insecta, Hemiptera, Phylloxeridae. Bases 81 to 404 code for a protein of 107 amino acids. The transcript has 2 exons. Gene Ontology annotation, cellular component: mitochondrion. The record is from RefSeq and is a predicted model, not a curated record.
AAAACGAAAAUUUUUAUCACCAGUAAUGUAAGAAUAUAGACAAGUAUGUUUAGAAAAUACGUUUUUAAUAUGCAUUUAAUAUGUCUAGUCAACAACCUCUUAAUUUGCUGCGAUCAAUUGUCAGAGAGUUAAGACACUACACAUCUGGUGAAAAACAACUCAAGCGACCUUUGGUACAAUGGAUUUUGUCUGAAUAUCGAGCCAAUCAAUUAACACAAGCUCAGUAUUGUCGUGGGCCUAGUGAAAUGAUUUGGGUAGCUGAUACUUAUUUACAAUAUAUUCGAGGACAACGUGUGUGUCGAGAACUUAUUGUUCGAAAUCAUAGAAGUGAAAAGAGUGUUAAGGAAACAGCGGCAAUGGUUGGUUUUAGUCUUCCACCAAAUCCAAAUGAUAAAACUAAUUAGUUUUAUUGCAUAAGUAAUGUUACACACAAUUGAAAUUAUUUUAAUUUUUAAUACUUUUUUAGGAAUGUUAUAAUUAUAUCAGACUGCAGUUAAUUGUAUAAAAUAUUAGGUCUAAACUUAUAGUAAUAAAGAGGUAUCAAAUGCUCUAA